Molecule: messenger RNA, 1347 nt
Organism: Ambispora leptoticha
Lineage: Eukaryota; Fungi; Glomeromycota; Glomeromycetes; Archaeosporales; Ambisporaceae
Source: the annotation of a GenBank genome assembly
AUGAGUUCUUCAUCGGCUACUAAGCGACAUUUUUCCGACUUGGAUAACUAUGAAGAAGAACAGCAAAAAAACGUAAAGAAGAUUAAGAGCUAUCCUCCCCCGUCAUCUUUUGCACUUCUUAUUAAUCUUAUUGACCAUCAUGUUAAAGACAAGCAGUUACUUAUUCACCGUCCUCCAGAAUGCGUUGGCCCGCCAGUGCAAAUUUAUCACGACGUUUUCAGUCAGUUCCUGCGUGAUUACCGUAAUGAAGAUCUAGAAAUGGGGAGAGAGCAUUAUGAAUGGACCCUUGAGUUCAUUAAUGGAAUGGCUGAAAUAUACCGCAGUGAACGUGAACGUUCUAUAGUGUUUAAAGAAAAAAUUCGUAAAUUAUUUGGUGAGGAAUUAAGAAUAAUUAGCCUGGAAGAUGAUUCUUCAAAUGAUGGUGUAUUGGAAUCUAACGCUAGUGCUUCUUUUGCAAAAUAUUAUACCCAAGAGACAUAUGGGGAAGUACUCAAAUGGUGCAACUGGCCAUCUUUUAUCUUGUGCUUAGCUGGACCAUGGGUGUGUAUUUUAGGGGCAGUAUAUGUUGAGAAACCCAUUGUAGAUCCCUUGACGGACUUUAUACCUCUUAUUCCCACAAACAAUCGAGCCCAUGCGGAGCGAGUGGCACGACUUUUCAAAGCUUUGUGCUUGGGAGUCAACAGGCUAAAAGAGUAUUAUGUAUCGCUAGAUAUACCUACAAAUCGACAAAAUUCAUACCGAUUUUUUCCCUAUCCGAAUCAAUACAAACACCAAGAUACAAUCGUAGAAUUUACAUAUGAAGGAAAACUUGUUGAUCACAAGCUUCUUUGGAGAGCCAUAACAAAAGACGGGCGGAAAAUUAUUGUUAAGUUUGCGUGGCAGUAUAAUCGUAGGGCACACGAACUAUGUAGCGAAAUUGGAAAAGCACCAAAAUUACUCUACAUUAACAAAGAGAUGGUGGACGGUUUCUAUAUGGUAGUGAUGGAUUAUGUUGAGGCCGAACCACUUUAUAACUGUAGCUCACUUAGUCGUGAUGAAUAUAAAACGAUUUUAAAAGAUGUCAAAAAAGCUAUAGACAAAUUACAUGAGGAGAAUAUUGUUUUUGCUGACCUCCGUGAUUCCAACAUUUUAGUUAAUAAAUCUAAAGGUCAGUAUCAAGGAAUGUUGAUAGAUUUCGAUUGGGCAGGUAAAGAAGAAAUCGAGUGCUAUCCAUCUUUCAUGAAUCAUAAACAUAUUAAUUGGCCACCAGGGGCUGAAGAUAGGAAGAAACUGAAUCGUAAACACGAUGUUUAUUGGUUGGAGCUGUUGAAAUCUAAAUACUUGGGUGAGAGUGUAGACCUCGAAUGA